Molecule: messenger RNA, 738 nt
Organism: Trichoderma citrinoviride
Lineage: Eukaryota; Fungi; Ascomycota; Sordariomycetes; Hypocreales; Hypocreaceae
Exons: 3
Coding region: 1-738 (245 amino acids)
Molecular function (GO): S-adenosylmethionine-dependent methyltransferase activity
Source: RefSeq, a predicted model, not a curated record
AUGACGGCUAGAAAGGAAUUCAGAGAACUGGCCACUCGCGAGUACUGGGACAAGUACUACUCCGCGGCCAAGGAGUCCAAUAAAAAGGGACACGAGUGGUUCCGCACCUACGAGCAGCUAAGGCCUUUCUUCGCUCGCAAUCUCUUCAACCGGGAGGGAUUGCAAGUACAGGACAACCCCAUGAUCCUGCAUCCCGGGUCCGGAGAGAGUGACAUUCCCCUAUGGCUGGCGAAAGAGGGCUACAAGCGACAGCUAUGCUUCGAUUUCUCGAAGGAGGUCGUUGAGACAAUGACCGAUGUAAUAAACGCGAUGGUGAAGGCGAACGAGAUAGAGGGGAUAGAAUACCAAAAAAUGGACGCCUUCAAUAUGGAGGGGAUCCCCGACAAGUCCAUCGACGUUGCGUUCGACAAAGGCAUGAUGGAUUCUCUAAUUGACGGCGACCCGUGGAACCCUCCCCCCGAAGUCAGGAGAGAUACAAGAAACUACCAGAAAGAGCUUCACCGAGUGCUGAAGGAUGAUGGAGUCUUUCUCUACAUCACUUUCAGACAACCCCAUUUCGUAGAGCCAUUGUUGAUCCCAAGGGACCAGGAAGUCUUGUGGGACCUUCAAAAGGAGGCUCUGAUAGACAAUGCUGCAUCCUUGGGCUACUUCGCAUGGAUAGUCAGGAAGAAAGGCGCCCCUAUUCGGCCGCUGGUAGAAGUUUUCUCUGAAGAAAAGCCAGAAGGCCAAGAUCCCUAG